Messenger RNA from Closterium sp. Naga37s-1, 1788 nucleotides. The record is from the annotation of a GenBank genome assembly. Lineage: Eukaryota; Viridiplantae; Streptophyta; Zygnematophyceae; Desmidiales; Closteriaceae.
AUGGGGGUUCAACGUGCAGCCAAAUUGGCCGUUGCGGGAAUCGGCGUGGCACUCGCCAUCGUGUCCUGCUGCUACAUGGCCGACAACUACCUCGUCAUCUCCCACCCUACCCUCUGCAGCGGCGUGUCGAACGCGACCCUCUGCUCGCAAGAGUUCCGCGCAGCACGCAUGCAACUCAGCGUUAUCCCGCAAACCGCGGACCAAGUCACGGCCGCCAUGGUCUCCGCGGUGGCGGCGCAAGUCUCCGCGAUCAUCGAUGCCGCCGCGGAGAUCAAGCGCGCCAAUGUGAGGCAGAAUCACUUCAUCAAUGUCGUGGCGGACGACUGCAGCACGCAGGGCGGCAUCGCGCUGCGCUACCUGGGCCGCACGUUGGACGCGAUCGACACGGACAGCGCGCAGCACGAUCGCGCGUUCUGGCUGUCCGCCGCCAGUACGCAAGUGGGCAACUGCGUCGACGGGUUCAAGACGCUUGCACCCUCAGCCACGUUCCAGCCGGCAUUCGUGCAUCUCGAGACCGUCGCCAACAAGGCGAGCGACACGCUCGAAGCCGUGGUCGCUAUCGCCAAAAAGGCUGCAGCAGGCCCGCCCGAGUUGGGUCGCAAGCUCGCAUCGUCCGAGCCCGCUGAUGUCGCAGGAGGCGCCAAGUGGCUGGACGACGACUUUGUCGCACAGCUGCGACAGCUUCAGGCGGAGCUGAACGCCCUGGGCGACGGCGUUCACGACUACGUCGCACGGCGGGAGCUGCGACGCCGUCACGACGACGACGACGAUGAUGAUGACGACGACGAGGAUAAGAAGGACAAGAAGAGCAAGAAGAACAAGGGCAGCAGCGGCGGCAGCGGCGGCGGCAGCAGCAAGAGCAAGAACAAGAACAACAAGAGUAAGGGGAAGAGCAAGGGCAGCGGCGUGAAACCCGCUUCAGGUCCCAUUCGCGCGAGCAAGGGCCUGAAGGCCAACGCCGUCGUGAAAGGGAAGAUCCAGUCCGCGAUUGACGCCGCUCCCGGCGGCAGCCAAUACGUGAUCUACAUCCCCGCCGGCACCUACAGGGAGCAGGUCGUCAUCGACACCCCCGAUAUUAUCCUUAUCGGGGCCGGCGCCGGCGCUACCGUGAUCACGUACGACGAGAGCUACGGCAGCGGGUCGAGCACGUUCGAUUCAGCCACGGUCGGGGUGAACAGCGACCGUUUUGUCGCGUUCGGAAUCAAAUUCGUGAACACUGCCGGCCCCGAGAACCACCAGGCUGUAGCGUUCCGCGCUACAGGCGACCAGUCGGCGGCGAUCGACUGCGCGUUCGAAGGGUCGCAAGAUACGCUGUACGUGGACGCGGGGCGGCAGUUCUACUCCAACUGCUACAUCGGCGGCACGCAAGACUUCAUUUUCGGCGACGCGGCGGCCGUCAUUCAGAACGCGAAGAUCCAGCUGCAUCCCAGCAAGUCGUUCAUCACGCUCACCGCGUCGGGCCGCGCCAAGGACACGCCGACGGGGAUCGUGAUUCGCGACUCGGUGGUGAGCGCGGACAAGGGCGCGGCGAAGGCGUACCUGGGGCGGCCGUGGAAGAAGUGCGCGUUCACGGUCUUCGUGAACGUCGUGCUGCCGGCCGUCAUCCAGCCGGACGGGUGGCUGUCGUGGAACGAGGGCAGCUGCAUGUUUCUGGCGGAGGCCGGCAGCAAGGGCCCGGGCGCCAAGGGGUCGCGCGCCGACUGGGUGGACCCUGGGAUCAUCUCCAACGGCGCCUCCUACACCGCCGCUGCGUUUGCUGAAGUCAACUCCUGGCUCAUCCUCUCCUGA